Molecule: messenger RNA, 2394 nt
Organism: Ananas comosus (pineapple)
Lineage: Eukaryota; Viridiplantae; Streptophyta; Magnoliopsida; Poales; Bromeliaceae
Product: serine hydroxymethyltransferase 7-like
Exons: 4
Coding region: 104-1867 (587 amino acids)
Biological process (GO): L-serine catabolic process; folic acid metabolic process; tetrahydrofolate interconversion
Cellular component (GO): cytoplasm
Molecular function (GO): zinc ion binding; glycine hydroxymethyltransferase activity; serine binding
Source: RefSeq, a predicted model, not a curated record
UAAUGGUUCUCUCUCCUUCCUCUUCCUUCCUCUGUCGCCGUUGUUGUAGUUGUUGUUGUUGUUCUCGGAAGGCCUGAUUCUAGGGUUAGGGUUUCGAUCGUCCAUGGAUCUCUCACCCGCGGAAUCCGACCUCUCCCUUGGGCUCCACGCCCACGGCCGCGACCCCGCCCCCCUCCCCCUCCCCCUCCUCGACCACCACUCCGACUCCCACCGCGGCUCCACCCCCUCCGCCUCCGCCGCUGCCGACGCCUCCGUCGCCUCCGCAGACGCCGACGACUCCGACGACGCCCAGCCCGAGGAGUCCUUCAGCAUCCUCGGCUACACCAUGUGCCUCAAGCGCCAGCGCCGGGCCGAGUCCUCCUCCUGCUCCUCCGCCUCCUCCCUCCACCCCUCCAAGCGCCCCUCCGCCUCCGCCGCCGCCGCCCCCGCCGCCGCAGAGCCCGAUUUCGAGACGCGCAGGGCCGGCGUGCGCGCCUGGGGCAACAUCCCGCUCUCCGUCGCCGACCCCGACGUGUUCGAGGUCAUGGAGAAGGAGAAGCAGCGCCAGGUCCGCGGUAUCGAGCUCAUCGCCUCCGAAAAUUACGUGUGCCGCGCCGUUCUCGACGCCCUCGGGAGCCACCUCACCAACAAGUACUCCGAGGGCCUCCCCGGCGCCCGCUACUACGGCGGCAACCAAUUCAUCGAUAAGAUCGAGCGCCUCUGCUGCGACCGCGCCCUCGCCGCCUUCGGCCUCGAUCCUGCGAGCUGGGGCGUCAAUGUCCAGCCGUAUUCGUGCACUUCCGCCAACUUCGCCGUCUACACCGGUUUAUUACUACCGAAGGAUCGCAUAAUGGGGAUGGAUCCGCCAUCCGGUGGUCAUGUGAGCCAUGGUUACUACACGCCUAGCGGGAAGAAGAUAUCGGGGGCGUCGAUAUUCUUUGAGAGCUUGUCGUAUAAGGUAAACCCGCAAACUGGUUAUAUUGAUUACGAUAAGCUUGAGGAGAGGGCCAUGGAUUUCCACCCAAAGAUACUAAUUUGCGGGGGCAGCUCAUACCCUAGAGAGUGGGAUUAUGCGCGGUUUAGGCAGAUCGCCGAUAAGUGUGGGGCGGUGUUGAUGUGCGACAUGGCUCACAUCAGUGGGAUUGUGGCAGCAAAGGAGUGCCGUAGCCCCUUCGAAUAUUGUGAUGUUGUUACUUCAACUACUCACAAGAGCCUGCGUGGUCCUAGGGGCGGUAUAAUAUUUUUUAGAAAGGGAAAAAUUCUAAACAAGCGAGGAAAGUCUCUGUGUCAGGCAGAUGAAAGCAAUCAAUAUGACUUCGAGGACAGGAUUAAUUUUGCUGUUUUCCCUUCCAUGCAAGGAGGACCGCACAAUAAUCAUAUUGCUGCUUUGGCAAUAGCUUUAAAGCAGGUGGCGACACCAGAAUACAAAGCAUACAUUCAACAGGUCAAGAAAAAUGCUCAAGCUUUGGCAUCUGCUUUGCUGAGAAGAAAAUGCAGAUUAGUCACCGGGGGUACAGAUAACCACUUGUUACUUUGGGACCUGAGAACCUUUGGAUUGACAGGGAAAAACUUUGAAAAGGUCUGCGAGGCAUGUCACAUGUCCCUGAACAAAACACCAAUAUAUGGCGACAAUGGCUCAAUCUCUCCUGGAGGAGUGAGAAUUGGCACUCCUGCUAUGACCACUAGAGGUUGUUUAGAGGGAGACUUUGAUACAAUCGCGGAGUUCCUUGUUAGGGCCGCGCAGAUUGCCAGCACCGUUCUUAAAGAGCACGGGAAAUUGCAGAAGGAAUUUCUUAAGGGACUCCAGAACAACAGGGACAUUAUCGAGCUCUGUAAUCAAGUCGAGGCAUUUGCCUCACAGUUUGCCAUGCCAGGGUUCGACAUAUAAAAUGUUCGAAGAUGUUUUUGGAAGUCGCAAGUAAUUUAAUUCGCAAUUCAUGUUGAUAGCAUGUUAAUUGCCGAACGCGGUCAUUUCGCUCGUAAUAGAAAAAAAAAUGACUGCGCUUUUGACAUCGAAAUUGGAAAUCAUUGUGCUGUGAUGUAUAGCCUUCCAUGUUGCUGCAUGAGUUCAGAUCUUGAUGCAUUUAGCCUAUAUCCAAGUUACUUCUUAAUUGAAUCUCCGCAAUGUAUGCGGUGUUAUCGGAUAUUUUGCUAUGCUCUCUAUUCGACAACAAAUUUGUCUAUCGUCCGAGUUCACGAAGCCAUUCAUUUUUGGUUGGUAUACUUCUUUCAGCCUGUUGGCGCAUGCUACACCCAAUUUGUGAUGCAGGCAGGUAUUAGAUGAUUUUUUUUUUUUUUCAUUUUUCAUCUUUAAACAAUUGCUGCGACGUGUAUCAUGUAUUUCAGUGUUUAAUGCGUGUUUUGCCGCAACGCAAAGCUUAAAGGAGGUUCUAAAGUUACAAUAAUUGUUUGAUA